Messenger RNA from Caenorhabditis auriculariae, 17719 nucleotides. The record is from the annotation of a GenBank genome assembly. NCBI's taxonomy places the organism in Eukaryota, Metazoa, Nematoda, Chromadorea, Rhabditida, Rhabditidae.
AUGAUAGUUGACGUACACGACAGUAUUUUCGCCCUCAACGCUUCUCUCGGCGUCUUUUUCAACUUGCUACUUUUCUCGAUCGCCUGGUUUACUCCGCUGCCCAGCAAGAGCAAGUACAGAAGAUUGGUCUUACUUUUCGCUGCUUUCAACGUUUUCUACUCCCUCAUUCAUGUCAUUCUGAAACCGGUACGCUUCAGAUUCAAGGAUCAAAAAAAGUCGAGCCCUUUACCAGAUUAUGUAUGUAAAAGGGGAGAAGACUUUUUUCAUGGUAUCAUCCGCCUUGUUGGAAAACUCCAAGGGCCUGGGUAUUUUCGGAAUCUUGGUUUAUGAUACCUUCAUCAUUGAAUCUCACUUCCUUCUAUUCGUCAACUUUCUCUACCGAUAUUCCGUUCUCUCGAGGUACUUAAGUUUUAGUAAAUUGUAAAUCAAUUUCCUUUUCUCAGAAAAACGGUUGAAACGAAAAGUGCAUUCAGCCGGAGAGACUGCGCUAUUUUGAUUUCUUUGAGUAUUUUAGUCGUUUCCAUUUACUUGAUUCUGAGUCUUAUGUUCCUUGCGGAUGGAGUUGUUGACGAAGAAGUCCGGGAAGAAAUCCAGGAAGCUUAUAAUGUUGAUAUCCGUCAAUUCAGCUUUUUGUACACAGAAGUUUCCUCAGUAAGUUGAACGUUUUGAAAAAAAUUUGAGUUUCUGAGGUGAAAAUUGCAGAUCUUGUGCAAAAAUUCUGGGAUAGAGAUUCCUGAGCAAGAGUUCUCAAAAACAAAAAACAAAAUUGUCCUUCUAAGAGGCCUAUGGUACUGAGGAACAAACCGUUGAAAAUUUACGGAAAAAAAACUCGAAACUUGAUUUUCUUAUGGUUAUAGGUUUUUGAAACAACUUCUGAAGUUUCCUAUAUCAUAAGAAACACGAGAAAAAACUUUUUUCUUAAAAAAAUUCCAAAAAGAGUCAGUUUUCAAGCUUUUACUGUAAAUUUUCGACCGGAAUUUUUCCGGUACCCUGGGGCAGCAGACAAUACUUCUUUUUUUCAAGUUCUCAAGCUCAGGGCUCCUAUUACUAAGAUUCGAAUCGAAACAGAUCCGCAAUGCCUCUCUAACUUCCUUUUAACGCCCUGCUGGGUGCCGGAGAAAAUCGAAAAUAUAUAGGAAAAAGCUCAAAAACUUUCCUUUGUGUUUUUGAAGGGAAAGCUCGUCAUAGAAAGAAGCAGAACUCUUCUGGAUUGCAUAAAACUUCCCUAAUCGAAUUCAUUUUUCAGAAAAAUAAGUCAGCCAUUUUAAUUUUAGCAACAAUGUUAAGCGAUCUUGUUUUUAUCCAUAUGUCUACUCUGACAGUUGCUUUCAAAAGCUAUCGGCUGUUGAAUCAGCACGUUGUCAAUCUUCACUUCAACAAGCAGACCUUACACGCCACCUUGAGUCAGGUUACUUUUAUUUCGUUCACCUGGCAGAUGGCGCAUGUUUCGAAAAAGAAUAAAUAAAUUUAGUCCAUCAUGCCGUUGUUUUUGGUUUUUCUCCCGAACAUUGGUUUGUAUGUCUCCAGUUUCCUCGGCCUCGAUAUUGGUGUCAACGCAAAUUUGACUCUGGUGGUCUUCAGUUUUCAACCGGUCUUUGACCCUCUUUUCACCUUGUUCUUGAUCAAAGUUUACCGUGUAAAACUAUUCAAAACAGUGAAAAUAAUCCCUAAAAAGUUGGUGCCCUUCUUAAAACUGAAAUAAAGUUUCUGAUCGACCAAAGUCACGCAUCAGUCAAAGAUAUUGCAAUGGGUUCAAUGAUAACAUGUUUAUUUUUUCCAAUCGAAAAUUGAAAAAAAAAGCAUGUGCUUUUGUGAAGAAGUAAAAUUCAGUUAAUGACCAGUGACGCGGAGUGUUUUGAGAAGUAUUGCGGCAGUUGAGAAGGAAUAGAUUCAUGAACUCACUGGGAAGAGCUUGAGCGGGUUCCUAUGAGGAGGAAUAAGCCUCCCUACGGAGGUAUAAGUGGGUCCUGUAAGGAGAAGGACCCGCCUAAAGAAGAUAAAAGUGGGUCUUGUUGAGAGAAGAACCGCCUACAAAAGUGAAAGUGGGUCCUGUAGGAAACUUCCAAAUAUUCUUCCGAAUCAAAUUUUCAAUCCGGAUCUGUCAAAACGCUUGAAACCAAUUUUUAUUUAAUUUUGGUUGCACCAACAGAAAAAGUCUUCACUUCUCUAAUUCUGAGCCUUUAGCCGUACCAAGCUCUGAGUUGAGGCAGAACACAGGUCGAAACUUGGUCGUACUAAAAGUUGGCCUUUAGCAACACGAAGUUCUUUAAUUUGUGAAGAAUUUGGACAUACUUAGAGAUCAUUGACUUUUAGCAGUACUAAGUUCUUCAUCUGUUGGUGAAACACAGAGUAUACUUCCUAAUUACUUCCGUCAUACUAAAAUUUGGACUAACCUCUCACUGGGAUCUUAGCUACAAAAUCAUAUCGGAUAGUUUCAAGUUUUGAUAGUUGUGCUCAGCUUUUCUCUCACAGGCGCAUUCAUACUGAAUCUCUGAGUAGAUGAUGAGUUUAAAUGAAGAGUGAGAAAAGAAUCCAAAUAAAAAUUGGUUUUUUUUUUUGAACGGUUCUGAUAGAACAUCCGAUUCGGAAGAAUGUUUGGGACUUUUCUAAGAUUCGGUUGAAAAUAUCCGAUUCGGAAAGAAUAGGUUCGGUUGAAUGGCCGAAUCGGAUUCGAUUCGGAAAAGUUUCGAUUCAGUUGGAAGUACACCGGAAAACAAACUGAUAAAUGCGUAGACUGUUCUAAAGUACAGUUGUCUUUCCAAGUCCCCAUAGACAGACGUUAUUUUGCUUGCAAAUGGGCCGGCUUUUAAUUCUCUUUUUUUUUUCAAAGCCAUGGUACUCGCUUUAUAUGAAGCUGUAUUCGCUUUAAACGCAGCGUUUGGUGUUUUUCUGAACGUUUUACUUUCGAUAGUUUCAUGGUUCACUCCACUUCCGGGGAACAGAAAUUACAAAAACUUGGUGCUUCUUUUUGCCGUAUUUAAUAUUCUUUAUUCACUGCUCAAUGUUAUUUUGAAUCCGGUGAGCGCUGCCCAGAACUGAAAGUAGAAGUCCCUUCCAGAUAGUUUACGUGAAAGAACGAAAGAUCGUUUUCGUGACGUCUUUUUUGAUGCAGACAUUUGCUCCAAAGUUUUUUGAAUGUAUGGUUUACGCAGCGUUUGUCACAGAGUCCCAUUAUCUCAUUUUCGUCAACCUACUCUAUCGUUAUUUGUUGAUGUCGAGGUUCGCUUUCUCUAUAAACCAUUUGUCUACCAGUUCUAUCUUUUUCAGAAAAGCAGCCGAUAUCAAAAGUCAAUUCAGUCGAACUGAUAUAGGAGUUUUAGCACUCAUUAACCUAGUUCUCACCUCAGUCCUGUUGUAUUUUAUAAAGUACUUCAAAGCGAAAAAGUCGAUUGAUCAUCAGAUCGUUGAAGAGAUCCAAGAAGUUUUUCAUGUUGACAUUUCUCGCUACGACUUCUUCUACGCAGUUCUCACUAAGGCAGAAAUGAAAAAAAAGUAAUUGAAAAUAAUCUAGUUUCUUCAGAACCACAUGAAAGACAUUUACAUGUUUAUGGGGUUUCUGAGUGUAUCGUUCUUUAUCAUGGUGUCGAUACUGGUAGUCGGGUUCAAGACAUACAAGUUACUAAACCAUCACGCUGCCAAUCUCCCGAUCCAGAAGCAAAUAUUCAAUGCCAUCUUAUGCCAGGUUGCUUGCGUUCUCGCCCUUCCAAAUCUUCAAAAUAGCAACUUUUGCAGUCCGUCACCCCUUUCUUCACGGGCUUGGUUCCCAGUAUUACUCUCUUCGCCAGUACAUUUUUUGAAGUGAACCUCGGGUUUUACAUCAACAUUUUGUUCGUGUUCCACAGCCUUCAACCUGUUCUCGAUCCGCUCUUCACUCUGUUGUUGAUCAAAGUCUAUCGAGAAAAGUUCUUUACAACUUUGCUUUGCGGCAAGAAUUGCUGGUUCACCAGUUCAACCUCUGUCAGCAGGUUUUCGGCGCAAACUCUUUCAUAAAGUGUUAAACGUUUAUUUUUACAAAAUAUUCUUUAAAGCCAUUGCUUUCCCCGCUAUUGCUUUUCAGUUUUCAACAAGUACUUGAUCCCUUUUUACAAUGGCUUUGAUCAAAAUCUAGGCUCACUGUAACGCAACAGGUUUUGUGCUUGUCUACCGUCGAUAGGGUCAGAAGUUCGAUCCUCGCAAGAAAUGUUGAUUAUGGGAAACCUUGGCCUAAUAAUGCACACACCAAGACGGAUACAUCACUAAAGCCAGUCCACUGGUUAUUAUUGAUAUCAGGAUGGAACCUUGUCUCAGCGACUUGGGGCCGCUCAAACCCUACAAAGUCGUAAGAAGAAGAAGUGGAACUGUGACCAACUCAACUUUGAUAUGAACCAAAUCACCACAUUUCUCGACACAAAUUCAAUACUUUACAAAUUUCACUUGAAAGGACGAAAAGCAAUUGAUGCAAUAAGGAGUACAAUUUUCAAGCUUUCACUUUCAAAUCCCUAGGCUUCAAAUAUAAUAUUUUCGAUAAUAACCGUGCCUUUCAUUCAAGUCCUUCAGUUCUUCUUGCGAUGGCAUUGGAUGUUUUUGAGACCGUGUUUGCCUUCAAUGCGAUUAUCGGCGUUUUUCUGAACGUUUUACUUUGCAAAAUCUCCUGGUUCACGCCUUUACCGAGUAACAGCAAGUACAAAAACUUGGUGAUAUUUUUCGCGGUUUUUAAUGUGUUUUAUUCUCUUCUCAAUGUUGUUUUGAAGCCGGUAAGCCUGCUUCAGUUCCUAUAAGACUUUCCCAUUCAGAUCGUGUAUUUCAAGGAUCAAAAGAUGAUUUUUGUGACAUCUUUCUUGUUUCAUGAAAGCUCUCCGAAGUUCUUCGAAAUGAUGAUUUACGCUGCAUUCAUUAUGGAAUCCCAAUAUUUGAUCCUCGUCAAUUACAUAUAUCGUUACUUCCUAAUAUCGAGGUUUCCUUGAUGUUCACUCUUUUCUAUAUUUUCUUGCAGAAAAGUCGCUGAUUUCAAAAAUACAUUCAGUAGGAGGGAUAUAGGAGUCUUAUCUUUGAUCAACGCCGUUCUGACAUCCAUACUCCUGUACUUUAUAAACUACUUUAAAGCGAAAAAGUUGAUUGAGCCUCGAAUGCUUGAAGAAAUUCAAGAAAUUUUCCAUCUCAAAGUCUCUCAAUACGAAUUUUUCUACGCUGAAUUUUCGAAGGUUCUAUUGGAAGCAUGAACCGAAGAAAUACCUUUUUUGAUUCAGGCUAACUUGAAAGACGUCUUCAUGUACACAGGUCUUCUUAGUGUUAUUCUGUUCAUCAUGGUUUCGAUGAUGAUCAUUGGCUUCAAGACUUAUAAGUUAUUGAAUCAACACGUCGUCAAUCUGCCUCUUCAGAAGCAAAUCUUCCACGCCAUCAUCUGUCAAGUUGAUCUCCUUUCGAUCUUCAAUGAAUGGAAGAAGCUCUUUCAGUCCGUCGCUCCUUUUUUCCUGGGCUUAGUGCCUACGAUGACCGUCUUUUCGAGCACUUUACUGGAGUUCAACUUGGGGAUCUACACUAACGUUCUGUUUGUGUUCCAUAGCUUCCAACCCAUCGUCGACCCGCUUUUCACUUUAUUGUUGAUCAAAAUCUACCGAGAGCAAUUUUUUUCGAUUAUGCUCUGCGCUAGGAAGCAUGUUGUAGGUUCGACGUCUAAAAGUAUCUCUUCGGGCCAAAAUGCUCGGUAAAUCCUAAUCAGAGAAAAUUCGAAGAUCUUUCAAGAAUAAUUACAAACGUUGAUAAAUACAAAUGCCGUCAGCUCUCUCCUUUUUCAUCGUGUCAGGACCAUUUUCGCGAUGGCUCAAGCCAGUCGUGAAUCAGCUAUAGCGGAAGAAGCGCUCCCAAAUUUACAUGAUUCCUUUGUUUUAGAACUAAACCUAUUUCAUAAAAAUGACAGGUGGAUUUUCAAGAUAUGGAACAGCAGGUGUACUAAAGAACACGUAGGCUGCUCCGGGCUCCAUCUUCAAAGUCCCAGAGGAUUUACUAUUUUCCAUCGGAUUGCUUUUCAUACUCCAUUUGAAGCUUCUAAUAAAAGCUUUUUGCAUUACGAUGGCUCUGGAUGUUUUCGAAGUCAUUUUCGCUUUGAACGCCGUGUCUGGCGUUUUCAUCAACUUGUUGCUCUUGACCGUUGCAUGGUUUACGCCCCUACCCAGCAACAGCAAAUACAAUCAUUUGGUGAUCAUUUUUGCAGCUUUCAAUGUUUUCUAUUCACUUCUUCAUGUCGCAUUGAAGCCGGUGAGUUCGGACUUGGAAGAGUGCUGGGAAGUUUCUAAACACCGUCCGAAGAACCGAAAGCAGAAAAUUCCCAAUUAACACCUGAGAAGAUAAAUUAUAUUCAGAUCGUAUACGUGAAAGGUCACAAAAUCGCCUACUUGACUUUUUUAUUUAUCCAUCAAAACUGGCAGUUUUUGGAAAUCGAGGCUUACAUGGCUUUUGUUCUCGAAUCGCAUUAUCUCCUUUUCGUCAACUUUCUCUAUCGCUAUUUUUUGAUCUCGAAGCUGAGUAUCUCUUUCUUAUGAAAUCAAGUUCAUUUUUCAGAAAUAUAUUCGAAACAAAAAGCACUUUCAGCCGAACCGACAUAGGGCUUUUGAUUUGGUUGAAUCUGGUUUUCACUUCUGCUUUUCUGUUAUUCACCAGACGUUUCGAGACCAAAGAGUUCAGUGACCGACAGAUGUAUGAGGAAAUAAAAUCAACCUUCCAUGUAGAAAUCACUCGACAAGGCUUCUUCUACGCUGAACUGUCCACGGUUGAGCCAAAGGCACAAUCGAAUAAUUUUGAUUCAAACUCAGAACAAUCUAGUUGACGUAUUUAUGUUGGCAGGACUUCUCAGUGUCCUUUUCACUAUUAUUGUUCUGAUGAUGAUUGUGGGAUUCAAGACUUACAAACUCUUGAAUCAACAUGUCCUCAAUCUUCCCAUCCAGAAACAAAUAUUCCAGGCUAUCAUAUGCCAGGUGAUCUUCGAUUUUGAAGAACUUGCCCUUUCUUAUAAACGGAUUUUAGUCUUUCACUCCGUUAUUCUUGGGAUUUCUUCCCAGCCUCUUCGUCACCGCCUGCACACUUUUCGACGUGAAUCUCGGCAUCUACCAAAAUUUCCUAUUCGUUUUUCACAGUCUCCAGCCUGUUGUCGAUCCGCUUUUCACUUUGAUAUUGAUCAAACUGUACCGCGAGAAAGUUUUACUAACGUUACUUUGUAAGAAACAGAAGUUGUUAGGCUCAACGUCUGUGAGAAUUGCUUUCAUUCACAGCGCUCCAUAACGAGCGAAUUCGUAUUUUGAUUGGUGAUAAAACAAGCUUGAGGCUAAGGGAACGUCGCCUGUCUGCGCUCUCCACCAGGCAGACACUAUUUUUUAUUAUUAUCGUGCCAGAAUCCUUUCUCUAGAUGGCUCAAACCAGCCGUGAAUCAGCUACACAGCUGAAAAUUUUUCAACUUUGGAAACUGAUUUUCUUUCGAAGCAGUAAGCUGUGUCGGUUUUAAAAAAGAAAAAUCGGAUCUUGGCGAUUUUAAGAAAAACUAAGUUUUGUAGAAGCGUAUGAGAAUUUCACUAUGCAUUACAUGAACGACGUUUUUUUUGUAUGUUAAUAAACGUGUCUAUACGAACUGUACUACAUACAAGUUUUCUCAGAUUAUUGAAGUAGAAAAAAAAAGCUGAUCAUAAAACUGUUACCCCAGGUUAAGCCUGGAAAGGUGUUAAGAAGGUAAUGGGAAGUUAGAAGGUCUUGAGGAGGUAGUUGGAAGGUUCUUGGAAAGUAACCUUCGAAUAGGCUUCUGGCAGGCUCGUAGAGCUUGUUGGGAAGGUAUUUGGAAGACCUUUGACCACUUGCUGAAAAGCUUUCAAACGCCUUCCGAGGAACCAAAAGCAGAAGCUUUCGAACACCCUCCCAGCAUACCACUGAAUUUCAAUUGCUUAAUAAAACUUUUCUUUUGACCGAGGAACAUAACUCACUGCAAUUUAAAUGAGGUAAAUCUACGUCGACCCUCUCUCGGACUCCACCUUUCGAAUCCCUGAAGAUUUCUCGUAACUAGUCCUUUCCGUACAAUUAAAUAGAAAAUAUUUUGAACAGCUAUGCCUGUGGACGUAUUCGAAGCACUAUUUGCUUUGAACGCUGUUCUGGGCGUUUUUAUUAACUCCUUACUUUUGAUAGUUGCAUGGCUAACUCCUCUUCCAAGCAAUAGCAAAUACAAAAAUCUGGUAAUGGUUUUUGCGGUUUUCAACGCUUUCUACUCACUUCUUCACAUUACUUUGAAACCUGUGAGUUUUUUUUUUCUGUAGUUAUCUAUCUUGGCUUCUUUGCUCAGUUUCUUUACAUCAAAGGUUCAAAAGUCGUCUUUGUGACUUCUUUUUUCAUUCAACACGAAUGGCGCUUCCUCGAGGUAUUGGUUUAUAUGUCUUUCGUUAUUGAAUCACAAUAUCUUCUUCUUAUCAACUUUCUCUACCGUUAUUUCAUAAUCUCUAGGUCUGGUCUUUCUCAUCUUUUUUGCAGUUUCUCAUCAUUUCUCAGGAAGGCUCCUGAAAACUGCAAUGCCUUCACCCGAAAAGAUGUUCAGCUACUGAUUCCGCUGAAUAUGCUUUUUAUCUCCUUAUUCUUAUUUUUCACAAAAAACUUUGAAACAAAAAAACUAGAUGAUCGACAAAUGGAAGAAGAAAUGGAAACUGUUUUCAAAAUCAACGUCACUGGCCACAGCUUCUUUUUCGCGGAAUUUUCCCAGGUCAUUUGCAAAACGAGAAAAAAAGAGAAAUUCUGUUCAGAAUAACUUGAUCGAUGUGCUUAUGUUAUGUGGAAUACUCAGUGAAACUUUCAUUGUUCUUUUAUUGAUGAUGAUGGUCGGAUUCAAGACUUACAAUCUGCUGAAUCAAUACGUCCUCAACCUGCCUAUCCAGAAGCAGAUCUUCCAUGCUAUCAUAUGUCAGGUAAACGUUACUUUUGAACCUUAUACAUGGUUCCUACAAACCUUUUUUUCUGAAAAUAUUUUUUUCAGUCAGUCACUCCGUUCUUUCUGGAAUUACUUCCCCCUCUAGUAGUGUUCAUUUGCACACUUGCGAACUUCAACCUCGGAAUGUACCAAAACUUCAUCUUUGUAUCUCACAGUUUUCUGCCCGUUUUCGACCCUUUUUUCACCCUGUUUUUCAUCAGAAUCUACCGGAAGAAGGUCUUUUCGACUUUCCUCUGUCGAAAAAAAUCCUUGAUCUCAUUCUUUACUGAUGGAUUCACAUGAAGGGCUCCAUAAAGAAAGUUUGCUUGUAACUUUAAAUCUUUAAAGGAUUUCACCUUGAAAAAAUACUUUUAUCACGCACCUGACACUGGGAGAUCUUGUUAGUACCGAAGAAAAUGUUCCAAGAGAGUCAAUGGGAAGACCAAUCAGUUCUCGGAAAUAACUUUUUAGCUUAAAAGUACCUUUCAGUCGUGAAAAUUGAUAAUAAGUUUCCAACCGUGUCAUUUUCACUUUUUGCGCAGAGCAUGGACUUUCAACUUGCCCUUAAUGUUCGUCUUUUCUAGUUUUAUUAAUCGUUUUUCUUUUCAUAAAAACCGGUUUUUUGAAGCACAGCGAUUGUACUUCAAGGGAUCUGCGUAGGUUUGAAGUCUCUGAGGACCAGAAUUUAAUAUUCAGCCUUUUCUUAAAUUCCAUUGAGGGAUGAAGAUCUGUACGUCAUGAAAACGAUGGCUGUCGAUUUAUUUCAAGCCUUUUUCGCUUUCAACGCUACACUGGGCGUUUUUCUGAAUUUAUUACUUCUAUCAGUUGCUUGGUUCACCCCAAUACCUAGUAACAGUAAAUACAAAAUAUUCGUGUGCGUUUUCGCGACAUUCAACGCUUUCUUCUCAUUGCUCCAUGUCACUUUGAAACCGGUUAGUUUGAUUCGGCGAAACUGGAACUUUGGUCCUCAGAUUUUGUACAUCAAAGGGCCAAAAGUGGCCUUCGUGACCUUUUUCUUCAUCCAGCACGACUGGCGUUUCAUUGAGAUCAUGGCUUAUAUCUGCUUUGUCAUGGAAUCCCAUUUUUUGCUUCUUGUCAACUUCCUCUAUCGUUAUUUUUUAAUAUCUGGGUCCUAAAAUCAAUCACUUUCUAUUUUAUUUGCAAAAGUAUUUCAGAAACGUUCCUGAAACCAAAAAUACCUUCAGCCGAAACAAUAUACUUCUUAUAAUUUUUACCAACUUGAUUUAUACCUCACUUUUCUUGUAUUUCACGAAACAUUUCGAAACAAGAGAUCUCACUGAUUUGGAAAUGCGCGAUGACAUACAAGACAUUUUUCAUGUCACUGUUACUCGUCACGACUUUUUCCUCGCUGAACUUUCCGGAGUUUAUCGAACGGUGAUUUCAAAUUCAUGAAAAAGCUCUGGUUUAGAAAAACUUGAAGGAUAUUUUUAUGUUGAUAGGGAUCCUCAGCGAUACUUUAUUCAUCACUGCCUCAAUGAUGUUGGUGGGGUUCAAAACUUACAAGUUAUUGGACCAACAUGUUCUUCACCUGUCUAUUCAGAAACAGAUCUUUCAUGCCAUCAUAUGCCAGGUAUCAUUCAAACCUAAGAGUUUCAAUUAAAUUGUCAUUUUGGAUCGGCUUUUCCAGUCGAUUGCCCCAUUCUUCGUUGGCUUUCUCCCAGGUCUGACUAUUUUCAUCUGCACUCUUUUCGACGUCAACCUCGGCAUCUACACGAACUUCCUGUUGGUGUUCCAUAGUCUGCAACCUGUAGUUGAUCCUCUUUUCACCUUAUUCAUGAUCAAAAUCUAUCGAGAAAAAGUUUUUUCGUUCAUACUUUGUAGGAAAAAAUCAUCGAUGGGAUCUACUUCUGUGGUUUUUGCUCGAAGUACCCUAUGAAAAUCAAUAAUAAAACUUAUACUUAUACUAAAAGUGACCACUUCAAAGCUUUGACGUUUUAGUAGUCAUAAUAGUGAUCACUUGGGAGGCUCAAAAUAGUGUCCUUAUUUAGCAGUCUAAAUGGUACUACUAGGCCAGCAAGUAGUAGCCUAGUAGUACCAGAGAGACGCUGAAUAGUGACUUUUAUAGACCUUUCCCAAUACCUCUCAAUUGCAAACUGAAUAAUGAGUAAGGUAAAAAAAACCCCCUUAGCGGUUCCCAAGAGGAACAAUUAGUGAUGAAAAUAAUACGUCUGCUGGAGUGAACCAUUUUUUUAUUUUCUUGUCUCUUGAGAUUGCUUCGGGGGUCAAAACAAGACCAGGUGAAAAAGAGUGUGCUCUUACCAAGAUAAGUCCACGGGACCGCUCUCAGCUUGACCUUUGGAAUCCCUUCGGACGUUAUUUUUCACUGAAAAAAAAGAAAUAAAAUUCACACGUCCCGAUCUCCCAGUUAAAAUGGCUGUUGACUUGUUCGUAGUAUUCUCUGCUUUUAACGCAGCUGUUGGUGUUUUCCUCAACGUUUCUCUUUUGAUUAUUGCUUGUAUCACUCCCCUGCCGAGCAACAGCAAGUACAAGAUAUUGGUUGGGCUUUUUGCCACUUUCAAUGCUAUUUAUUCAACGUUCAAUAUAGCUUUCAAGCCGGUAAGCUUGACUCGAUAAUAAUGAGAAUAGCCCAUUCAGAUCGUUUACGUGAAAGGUCAUAAAAUGGUUUUCUUGAGCUCAUUUUUGAUUCAACACAGCUUUCGCUACAUUGAAGUCCUCUUCUACAUGGGUUUUGUUAUCGAAUCCCAUUACCUUCUCUUCGUCAGUUUUCUCUACCGUUAUUUCACGAUUUCAAGGUUCAAAAAAAAAUUGCAUAAAUAAUCCCAUCAAUUUUUUUUGUAGGAAAGUCGCGGAAAACAAAAAUGCUUUCCGCCGAAGUGAUGUGGCUCUUUUAGUUGUGGGCAAUCUCGUUCUUGCGUUCUUUUUCAUAACACUCACGAAACAUUUCGAUACAAAUGAAUUGAACGAUCCGGACAUGCAAAAGGAAAUAGAAGAACUGUUUCAUGUCGGGAUUCCUCGGCACGGCUUUUUCUGUGCAGAACUUUCUCAAGUUAUUCUGAAAGAACUCUCAAAAAAAUUUAUUGAUUUAGAAAAACCCAGACGAUCUUGUGACAUUAUUAGAACUUUUUAGCAUCCCCUCCCUGAUUAUUUUGUCGAUGAUGGUCGUGGGAUACAAAACGUACAGACUCUUGAAUCAUCAUGUCCUCAAUCUUCCUGUCCAAAAACAAAUUUUCUACGCAAUCGUAUGCCAGGUAACUUGGGAUUUCGGCCCUUUCUUUACUUUUUCCAGUCUAUCGUUCCGUUUUUUCUAUUUCUUCCCAGCUUCAUUAUUGUCGUUUGCGCAGUUUUGGACAUCAAAAUCGGCAUAUACAACAAUUUUUCUGUGGCUUUUCAUAGCCUUCAACCCGUGGCCGACCCCUUUUUCACUCUUUUCAUCAUCAAAAUCUAUCGAGAGAAAUUUCUCAAGGUGCUUCUCUGUAGGAAAAACGAAUCGGCUAAAUUCAAUUCUGUUGGAAGUGUUUCGGCUCAGGUGGCUCCUGAGCAUCUAGAAGUCAUGUCUUUGGAAUAAAGAUUCUUCUAUUUAUUUUGAAGGAGAAGGGUACUGUUGCGGCUGGAAGGUAGCAGUAGGACAUUUCACUUUUUUAUGCUAAAAUAGUGAUGAAAAGCAAACUCCAGGGUCUCUUGGAACACUCAAAAAUAUGCUGGCUAGUGAAUGAGGAUUUGAAAGCAGUAAUUAAAGAAAAAAAAACGCUGACAAGGUAUAUCGGCCGGAACUUUGAGUUUACCUUGAGAAUUGAUUAUAAGCUUCCUACCUGGUAAUCUGAGUCUGUCGCCGAAAACAUGAACUUUUAUUCUUUCUAAAGUCACUCAUUCCUUUCUUUAUUUGAGCUUUUGAAAUACAUUCUCGAAAUCAUAACAAAGCGCAGUAGCUAAAUUGCAAUUUACGUAGGUUAGUCUGGGCCCUUCUAUCAGAUCCCCUGUGGACUUAUCUACUCAAAUAUCGACCAACUUUUGCAUUUCGAGGGUUAAUAAAUAUCCCCUCGCAAUGAGUGUGGAUAUAUUCAGAGCGAUUUUUGCUUCCAACGCCGCUUUGGGAGUUUUUCUCAACGUCUUACUUCUGGCCGUGGCCUGGUUCACGCCUCUACCGAGCAACAGCAAGUAUAAAAACUUGGUGAUCAUUUUCGCGACGUUCAAUGUUCCUUAUUCAGUGUUGCAUGUUACCCUGAAGCCGGUAAACUUGAAUUUCUAUGCAAGUAACACUGUACUUCAGAUCGUAUACAUCCAAGGCCCAAAAGUGGCCUUUGUGACUUCUUUCUUCGUCCAACACGAGGACCGAUUUAUUGAAAUCAUGACUUACAUGACUUUUGUCCUCGAAUCACAUUAUCUUCUUCUCAUCAACUUUAUUUACCGCUACUCGUUGAUAUCGAGGUAUUGCCCGUUUGCCGCGACUUGAGACUUUUCAAGUGUCUGCGUCUCUCUGUUCCCUCGCCGACGAGGUCCGAGAAACCAGAAAACAGCACGUCAGCAUGAGAGGGUCGUUGAGAGACGUGGAGGGCGCAUAGAAAAACAGUAGUUUCAAAUCUUGAAAAACGGACUGUAGAAGUGCAAAAUUAUUUUUCUCAUCUAGAAAGUGAAGGACAAAAUGAAUUGGUAACGAAAAAAAUAAACAGAAAGUGAACUUUUUGAAGCAGUCUGUUUGAAAAAAAGACGAAAGAAUAGUUUAUUGUGAUGUGAUGAGUGAUACUUUAUUCACAUUCACUAUAUAGUCUGUGUGCCACGACUUGAAAUUUCACCGAACGACAUUCCGCUGUUCCGCUGCGUCGCGAAGCGUCUUUGCGAGCCUCAGUCUCGCUUUGAAUUGGUUCUCAUUUAUGAUAUAUGAACUGUCCCACUAGGAACACGUGUUGGUCGAGUUCUUAAAUAAAAUUUAAAAUCAAAAAGCGGCCGAGCACAUAGCGGAACAGCGGAAUGUCGUUCGUUGAAAUUUCAAGUCGUGGUACACAGACUAUACAAACAAUUCUUUUUUUUUUAAAAUUUCCUCUAAGUAUUUCUCAGAAAAGCUACUGAAGCAGGCACCAUAUUCAGCCAUCGCAAUAUCGCAGUUUUCCUGGCAUUGAAUCUAUUUUUCACUUCUGCUUUCUUAUUCCUCACCAAACAUUUCGAAUCAAGCGAGUUGACUGACCUUCAAAUGGUUGAAGAUAUACAACGAAUGUUCCACGUCGAAAUUCGAAAUCACGGCUUCUUCUACGCUGAGCUUUCCAAGGUCAACCUGACCAAUAUAUUCGGAAAAAUGUAGCUGUUCAGAACAAUUUGAAAGACGUUUUCACAUUGGCGGGAAUUCUCGGGGUGUUUUCUAUCAUCUUGUUAUCAAUGAUAUCGAUUGGAUUGAAAACGUACAAAGUGCUUAAUAAGCACGCUCUCAAAAUGCCUAUCCAUAAGCAAAUCUCCCAUGCCAUCCUAUACCAGGUAUAAUUCAAUUAAUAAACCCCUGGGCAUUUUUUUUCAGUCUAUCGCCCCCUUCUUCUUGGGGUUUCUUCCUAGUCUUAUCGUCAUCAUCUGCACUCUUUCAGACGUUGAUCUCGGUGUUCAUCAUAACUUUCUAUUCGUUUUUCACAGUCUUCAACCAGUUGUCGAUCCGCUUUUCACCCUGUUACUUAUCAAGCUCUACCGUGAGAAAGUUCUUCAGACGCUCCUUUGUAGGAAUCAUAAUUUCAUCGGAUCAUUUUCUGCUAAAAUUGGUUUGAGUACUCUGUGAAAAAUUAAGGGAAGUUUCAAACUUUGGUUUUUGUUUAAAAAAAAUGUUCAUCGUGUCGAUUAACAUCUGGUAAAGCUCCUAGAUGGGUAAAAAAAUAUUCCAUCACUAAAUAAUACCGUUUUUUUUUUCAUCAAAUAAGUCAUUUCUAAUAUGCUUUUUUUUCUUUGCUCUGAUUUCUUUCUCAACAUUCAAUUAGACCUGUUUACAUUGUAUUUUUUUCAUAAACUUUUUGUUUUUCAUCUUUUUCCGAUUUAGGAUGAGCUCGAUAUAAAGUUGAAACGCAGUUCCCCAUGACAGCGAACAGUAAUUGUGCCCGUCGUAAUUAGCUUAAAUUGGUCUAGGCCUCACCUUUUGAACCCCCAAAGGACCAGAAAUUUUGCAAUUCCCCAAAAGCUCCUGCUCGUCGAAUCUCCUCGAUAAUGGCUGUAGAUAUCUUCGAAGUCGUUUUCGUUCUUAAUGCAGCUUUUGGCGUUUUUCUGAACGUUUUACUUCUGAUAGUUGCUUGGGCCACGCCUCUGCCGAGCAACAGCAAAUACAAGAACUUGGUGAUGAUCUUUGCGGCUUUCAAUGUUUCAUAUUCACUUCUCAAUGUCAUUCUGAAACCGGUAAGCUCUGAUUCAAAAUGGCACACGUCCGUUUCAGAUCAUCAACGUGAAAGACCAAAAAGUGGUUUUUCUAACCUCUAGUUUGAUCAAGGAAAUAACUCCGAAGUACUGGGGAAUUAUGACUUAUGCGACCUUUGUCAUGGAAUCUCAGUAUCUUAUUUUCGUCAAUUUUCUGUAUCGUUACUUUUCAUUAUCAAGGUAAAUGAAUUCUCAGAUAAAUCCUGGGAAGGUUGCCAGCAGAAGGUUGGACCGUUAAUGAAAACUAGAAGAUCUUUCGAAGGUGAAAAUUGGAAAUGCCUGCCAGAAACUUUCCAGCGGGCUUCUGAAAGGCAGUGAGAAGGUGUUGCAAAGCUAUGUCAAAAGCAUUUGACCACUUUCUGGAAAGCUUCUAAACGCCUUCCAAGGAAUCGGAAGCAGAAGUUUUUCAAUUUUUACCUGAGCUGUAAGUUUAACUGUAUGUCUUUUUUUUUUCAGAAAAGUAAUUGAAACCAAGAGUACGUUUAGUCGAGUCGAUAUAGUUGCCCUCAUUUUUUUCAAUGUCCUCCUGACCUCUCUCCUAUUGCUUUUUUUGUUAAAUAUUUCAAAGCAAAAGAGCUUAUGGAUCCACAAAUGUAUGAAGAAAUAAGAACAAUAUUUUAUGUCGAAGUUUCUCGGAACGACUUUUUUUCUACGCAGAACUCUCCGAGGUUGGUCGAAAAAAAUAUAUUAUGAAAAAUCCCUGGUUUAAGAAAAAUAUGAAGGAUGUUUUCAUGUUAAUAGGGAUUCUCAGCGUUCUUUUUGUCAUAAUGGUGUCAAUGAUGGUGGUUGGCUUCAAAACCUACAAAUUGUUGAAUCAACAUGUCCUCCACCUACCCAUUCAGAAGCAAAUAUUCCAUGCCAUCAUUUGCCAGGUGUUUUAAAUGAAAGAUAAGACCUCAAGGACCUUUUCAGUCCGUCGCUCCUUUCAUUCUUGGAUUUUUCCCCGGCUUCGUCGCUGUUCUCUGCACAUAUUUAGGAAUCCAAAUAGGGAUCUACAUAAAUUCUUUGCUGGUUUUUCACAGUUUCCAGCCUGUAGUUGAUCCUCUCUUCACCUUGUUGCUGAUCAAAGUUUACCGCCGGAAAGCCCUAUCGAUUUUGCUGUGCAAAAACGAACCGUCUUUGGUGUCCACUUCUGUUGCUUUUACUCGAAGUUCUCUUUAAAAAUGUUGAUAGUUUCUUGAAAUUAAAGAAAUGUGUAAAGCUUACAAGAUUAAAAUUUUUAAAACGAGUCAUAGAAGUUUCUGCUUCAGUCGUCCCUUGCUUCAUUUUUUAACUUUCCUCAGACAGUGUUGUUUUUAGAGGAUAACAAAUCUUUUUUUGCGUUUCAUCUAUAUUUUCUGGGAAAUAUUUUUGAAAUGAAUACGCAGUUCCUCAUACAGUAAUUUUUCCCAUCGUCAUCGCUUAUAUUAGUCUAAGCCUCACCUUUCGAGUAAAAGCAUCAACAAGCGAAAUCUCGAACCCCAAAGGACCAGAGAUUUCGCUUGUUGAUGAACCAGGUUUCGCAAUCCCUUGAAAAGCUUCUGCUAGUCGAAUCUGCUCGAAAAUGACUGUGGAUAUCUUCGAAACUAUUUUCGCUCUUAAUGCACUUUUUGGCGGUUUUUUGAAUAUUUUGCUCCUGAUAGUUGCUUGGGCCACUCCUCUUCCAAGCAACAACAAAUACAAACACUUGGUGAUGAUCUUCGCGGCUUUCAAUGUGUUAUAUUCUCUUCUCAACGUCAUUCUGAAACCGGUACGCUCUGACUCACAAUGGCUACACGUCCUUUUCAGAUAAUCAUCGUGAAAGAUCAAAAAUUGGUUUUUCUAACCUCUAGCUUGAUCAAGGAAAUAACUCCGAAGUACUGGGGAGUUAUGACUUAUGCGACUUUUGUAAUGGAGUCUCAAUAUCUUCUUUUUGUCAACUUUCUGUAUCGUUACUUCUCAUUAUCAAGGUAAUUGAGUUGUAAAUAAUAAUUUAUGAUUUUUUUUUUUCCAGAGAAAUAAUAAUUGAAACCAAGAACACUUUUAGUCGAGGCGAUAUAGUUGCCCUCAUUUUUUUCAAUGUCCUCCUGACCUCUCUCCUAUUGCUUUUUGUUAAGCAUUUUCAAGCGCAAGAGUUGGUUGACCCACAAAUGCACAAAGAAAUAAGAACAAUUUUCCACGUCGAAGUUUCUCGGAAAGACUUUUUCUACGCAGAACUCUCCGAGGUUGCUCUAAGAAAAGAUAUCAUAAAACACCCUGGUUUAAGAAAAACAUGAAGGAUGCUGUCAUGUUAAUAGGGAUUCUCAGCGUUCUUUUCGUCAUAAUGGUGUCAAUGAUGGUGGUUGGCUUCAAAACCUACAAAUUUUUGGAUCAACACGUCCCUCAUCAGCACAUUCAGAAGCAAAUUUUCUAUGCCAUUAUUUGCCAGGUUGAAUUUCGUUCAAGCUAUAUGACUCGGAGAAAUUCUUUCAGUCCAUAGCUCCUUUUUCCUAG